AUGGCUCUAUUUCGGUACUUACUGUCACGAAGACCUGGUUCACCAGGUGACACCAGUGAUAAAGACCACGGGCUGCUGUUUGUUGUGACGUUGGCCCUGGCCGGAGCUCGGGCAGACUAUGAGUGUAUGUGCAACUAUAACGUGGAGACGGCUGUCUUCCAACAACCGAGCACGAGCGGGCAGGCCAUUGGCUACCUGUACGAGUUCGACUGUAAGGCGAUUUACGAAAGCGGCGCCAAACACACGGGAUUCGCAGAGAUCGCGUUCGAACACCAAAUUGGUUAUGUAAAAGUGGACGCGAACGUGGAGAGCCAGACAUGUCCUGGCGAGCCGCCGGAUUCUGACAAACUUAUCACCACGACACCAGCACCAACGACUACCACAACAACACCAAAACAAACGACUACGACAACAACACCAAAACCAACGACUACCACAACAACACCAAAACCAACGACUACCACAACAACACCAAAACCAACGACUACCACAACAACACCAAAACCAACGACUACCACAACAACAACAAAGCCAACGACUACCACAACAACAACAAAGCCAACGACAACUACAACCACACCAAAACCAACGACUACCACAACAACACCAAAACCAACGACUACCACAACAACAACAAAUCCAACGACUUCCACGACAACACCAAAGCCAACGACUACCACAACAACACCAAAACCAACGACUACCACAACAACACCAAAGCCAACGACAACUACAACCACACCAAAACCAACGACAACCACAACAACACCAAAACCAACGACUACCACAACAACACCAAAACCAACGACUACCACAACAACACCAAAGCCAACGACAACCACAACAACACCAAAACCAACGACUAUCACAACAACAACAACAACAACAACAACACCAACACCAAAACCCACGACGACGUCAACAACAACAACUACAACAACAACUACUACCACCACCCCUAGGCCGACAACUGAACCAACUACAAAGAAACCAGGUAUAUCACAAUAG
This is a messenger RNA of Mya arenaria, 1008 nucleotides long. RefSeq lists its product as uncharacterized. Bases 1 to 1008 code for a protein of 335 amino acids. The record is from RefSeq and is a predicted model, not a curated record. The transcript has 3 exons. Lineage: Eukaryota; Metazoa; Mollusca; Bivalvia; Myida; Myidae.